Molecule: messenger RNA, 2524 nt
Organism: Solanum dulcamara
Lineage: Eukaryota; Viridiplantae; Streptophyta; Magnoliopsida; Solanales; Solanaceae
Product: probable galacturonosyltransferase-like 1
Exons: 2
Coding region: 73-1122 (349 amino acids)
Cellular component (GO): Golgi apparatus
Molecular function (GO): glycosyltransferase activity
Source: RefSeq, a predicted model, not a curated record
UACAAAAGUUCCGAUAUUAUAUAUCAGGAAAUUUGUGUAGCACUGUUUUAUAAUUUGUCUCCCUGCUCCAUUAUGCCAAAACUUGGGAGAUCCGGGGGCAGGACCCUGCUUCCCCUGUUGUUGUUUAUCUUCUCUUUAUCCACACAAAAUGUUAGUACUGCUACAACCACCGGCACUUAUUCCAAUCUCCAUUUUAAAGAAGCGCCGCAGUUCUACAACUCCCCUAGUUGUUCUUCCAUUAAUUCUUCAGUGAAUGUCGCUAUGACCCUUGAUAUAGCUUAUCUCCGGGGAUCUAUGGCGGCUAUUCUAUCGGUACUUCAACAUUCUUCUUGCCCAGAAAAUAUUGUCUUUCACUUUGUCGCUUCUUCCCCUGCUGAAUCCACAUAUUUGAACCUUACUAUUACGAAUUCAUUCCCUUAUCUUCAUUUCACUAUUUAUCCAAUCCAAGAUAUUGCAGCUGUGGCAGGACUAAUUUCGACUUCAAUUCGCUCUGCUUUAGACUGUCCUUUAAAUUACGCUCGCAAUUAUCUUGCUGAUCUACUCCCUCAACGCCUUCAAAAGGUUGUUUAUCUCGAUUCGGACCUUGUUCUAGUAGACGACAUUGCCAAAUUAGCAGCAACGCCUCUAACAGGGGACUCUGUUUUAGCAGCGCCUGAAUACUGCAAUGCUAAUUUCACUACUUACUUCACGCCCACUUUUUGGUCUAAUCCUUCUCUUUCCUUAACGUUCGCAAACCGAAAUCGAAAGCCUUGUUAUUUUAAUACUGGGGUUAUGGUAAUUGAUCUAGAGAGAUGGAGAGCAGGGGAUUAUACUACUAAGAUUGUGGAGUGGAUGGAGUUGCAAAAGAGAAUGAGGAUUUAUGAAUUGGGUUCUUUACCCCCUUUUCUGCUUGUUUUUGCUGGAAAUAUAGCUCCGGUGGAUCACAGCUGGAACCAACAUGGUCUUGGUGGAGAUAAUUUUCGUGGACUCUGCCGGGAUUUGCACCCUGGUCCGGUUAGUCUUUUGCAUUGGAGCGGAAAGGGGAAACCUUGGGCUCGACUCGACGCGAACCGCCCUUGUCCGUUAGAUGGCCUAUGGUCACCUUAUGACCUGCGACAAACACCUUAUACUCUUGAAUCGUAAGGAAAAAUAGGGAAGGAGAAGUGUCGGCAGAGGGAGUAUCUCUAUAAUUUGUUUGUGUGUUGGCGGGACAGAUUUGAAACAAACAAAACCACAUCGCUGAAAUAUGCAACAGCUUCUAGAAAAGUCAUCCCGCGUUUUACGCAUUCCAUAAAUAAAUCCUUUCUUGAUUUAUCAGCGGACCAGGGGGUACAGCCUACUUACUACUACGCCAGUUUCUUUUUAAAAAUGCUACUUUGAAAAAUAAAAUGGUUGUGUAUAGAAAAAAGUUGUAUUGUAAAAUAAAUUUCUUGAUUGUUUAGUCAAAAGCUCUAAUUAUAUGCCCUCUUACAAGUCAAAUUAGUUUAUGUUUACUUUGAAGAACAUGCUUUAAUUGAGGAAGUGUAUAGAAGAUCUUGUCGGUAACUACCUACGUAGAGCAACUUAUUAACCCACAAUUUAUGCCCCUGAAUGCGCAAAUGGAUGCUAAGAUAUUUUGAAGCCCAACAUAAAGUCAUGUCCAUAUUGAUGGUAACGCAUUAUUUCAAUAACUCGUCUUAUUAAAUCAUCAAAGAUUGUACAAAUACUUGAGAUUGACGUCAUUAUAUAACUAAAUGGAUAAAAGGGUGCAAUUUAGCAUCAAAGAGUGUGAUGGAAUGAAUGAAAUUUCUUGUCCCUUAAUGUCUUGAGUUUGCGUAAUUGAAAGAUAGAAUGAAUGAAAUUUCUUAUCCCUUAAUGUUUUGAGUUUGAGUAAUUGAAAUGGAAAACCUCCCGGUGAAAAAAAAAUUGAUUCGUGCAUGGUCGCUGCUGUCACAGCACCAUAUUCAUCCAAUCAUGUGGCUUGCGUAAAUGCAGUACAUUGUUAAAUGCAGAUAAGAACAAGUCAUGCUGCUUUCAACGUUGGUUUUUGCACUCGGCGUUUUUGUGGAGACAUUCUUGAAUGGCAGCUUUCAGUUAGCCAAUAACUUUGUCAAAAGGACUCCAGGAGCCAAUUAAAGAGACUCAAACCAAUAACUUCAAUUCGUCCUAAGGAGCCAAAAACAGAUGACAAACAUUAAUUGGGAAAAGGAAUAAACUAACUUCUGAAUUUGUUCGAAAAGUUAGUUAUACAUUUAAACUAUCAUGACGAUUUGUUACACACUUUUAUCAUUCAAAAGUGAAUUUAUUAUUGCUGAAACUGAUGUGGCAAAGGAAUAAAAAAAUGCGUUUGGUAAAAAAUAAAGUAAAAACAAUAAAUCAAAAUCCUCUUUCAACCACCACCCUAUCCUCAACUCCACCCACGUCUCCUCCUCCUCCUCUUCUUCACACUCUAUCUGCGUCUUUUUCUUCUUCAUUCUAUUUAUUUUUUCAUCAUCUUCCAUCCCUGAUUUCCACCUACCCCACCCCCACAUCCACUCUCCCCCUCGCCAAAUUAUAUCCUAUUUUA